This is a messenger RNA of Lachnellula hyalina, 1431 nucleotides long. It is a transcript of the gene PEX2, whose product is annotated as Peroxisomal biogenesis factor. The transcript has a single exon. Gene Ontology annotation, biological process: protein import into peroxisome matrix. Lineage: Eukaryota; Fungi; Ascomycota; Leotiomycetes; Helotiales; Lachnaceae. The coding region runs from base 1 to 1431 and encodes 476 amino acids. Gene Ontology annotation, cellular component: peroxisomal membrane. Gene Ontology annotation, molecular function: zinc ion binding. The record is from RefSeq and is a predicted model, not a curated record.
AUGUCUAACGACUUCGCCCUGGCACAGCAGCGGCUUGCUGUGCGGAGACAGGCACGAGAACGAGAAGCGCAAUCCCGAAUUGCUGCCCAACAAGAAGCUUCACGAGCCGCACAGCAGCUGAGGCGCCUACCAUAUCCCUUUUCACGUCUCGGUCAACCUGGAUUGACGGCAUGGGAUAGCAUAAGAGGUAGAGAAGGCACUCGCCCUGCUUUCAGGGUUGGACAGGUGGAUACGGAGCUCUUGGAUGAGGAGCUUCUUGAUUUGCUGAAGGGGCAGGUGGGGGAAGCUUUGAAGUAUUUUGGAUCGCAUCUCCAAGAUGACUGGUCUGCAGAGAUUAUGCUUGGUCUGCGAGCUGUACUAUUCAAACUUACGAUAUGGGAUCAUAACGCAACAUACGGCGCCGCGUUGCAGAAUUUGAGGUUCACGGAUGCGAGGAAACCAGGCGCGGUUCUGGUUUCGCCCUCUAAGUGGCAGAAGGGGUUAUAUGGGUUGUUUACAGUGGGAGGCAAAUAUGCUUGGACGAGAUGGGAAGACUGGUUGGUGGAGAACGAUAAUGGCUAUGACGAGCUAAGUCCAACGCUUCGAAGGUUAUCUCGACUAUCGGAUAUAACAUCGACCAUACAUUCCACCGCGGCAUUUGCUUCAUUUUUGGUAUUCCUUGUCAAUGGAAGGUACCGGACAUUGCUAGACAGGAUAUUGAGGCUACGCCUGGCUCCCCCAACCAGUCAAGUUAGCCGGGAAGUGUCAUUCGAGUACCUGAACCGACAAUUGGUCUGGCAUGCUUUCACAGAGUUCUUACUCUUUGUUUUACCACUUGUUGGUAUAAGCAGAUGGAGACGAUGGCUCGCACGAGCUUGGCGAAAGACCAAGUCGGUAAUACGCAGUGAUGGCGAGGAUGAAAGCGACGUCAAAGCCGGAGAAUUUGCUUUCCUGCCAGAAAGAACAUGUGCCAUAUGUUAUCAGGACCAAAACUCUACAAGCACAUCGGAAGCCGAGAUUGUGGCUGCUGCUGGUGCUUCUGGAGUUAUUGGCUCUGCGCAAACUGAUAUCACGAAUCCAUACGAGACCAUACCUUGCGGCUGUAUAUACUGCUUCGUAUGCUUAGCCAGCCGCUUGGAGGCAGAAGAGGGGCAAGGAUGGACGUGUUUAAGGUGCGGAGAAGAUGUCAAAGAAUGCAAGCCUUGGACUGGGGAUGUUAUCGAGGAGGUGAGCAAGCCUUCGACUACUUCAAAAACAGUCGGAUUUUCGGAUGAACCAAGUGAAAUGGCCGAAAUUGAACCACAUCCGGAGGAAGAUCAAAAAUCUAAAGAGGGCACAGAAAAUUCUGUCGAUAGCGAUGGCUCUUCUGUGUCAGAUGAUGCUUCUCAACUGGGAGAUACCGAGGCUUACGACGAGGAAGAGGAAGGCUUCAUGGAGGAUGAUGAUGAAUGA